UCAAAGAUUUCCCCGAGAACCGAACAUGAUGAUGGAAGGAAUCAAAGGUCUCGGAGGAGAAGGAAGAGUUUGUGUUGGAGAGGAAGACAUAGGAGAUAGUAUGCAGUGUAAUGACCACGCCUUCAGAAACAACCCUGGUGGGAUCUGUCCGUUUUGCCUCCAAGAGAAGCUUGGCAAGCUUGUCUCCUCUUUCUCUCUUCCUAUUCGUAGCUCUUCCUCUUCUUCUCCCUCUCCUUCUUUUAAAUCUGAUAUUGGAAAUGGUGGUGCUGGUUCUUCUUCUUCCUCUCCUUCACUCUCAGUCCGACCCACAUUAACAAAAGUUAUCUACGAUGCUGGCAGCAAAGACGGUCAUUAUCAUGAGUAUUAUAGAAGGCGGGCCCGGAUCCUUUUUCUUUUAGCUAAGAAGAAGAUCAAGAAGAAGAAGAAAGUUACUACAGUAGCAUCAUCCGAUCGUGCAGCUAAUAUGGUUUUUAAGCGAAGCAAGUACACCGCAACCCCUGGGAGAAAACAGUUCUCGGGUGCUGACAAUGGUGAACACGUCAGCCAAAGAAAAAGUGGUGGAUUUUGGUCAUUUCUCUACUCUUCUUCUUCUACUACUACUACUGCUUCCUCUUCUUCGAAGUCCGGUGCUUCCAAGAGUAUGGACAAGAGCUUCAGAGACGGCUCCAAGAUCACAACUUUGAAAGCAGACGAAGCAACAAAUGGUUCAGUUGGUAAGCAUAAAAAGAAGAAGCGUCCAGGGUCCUCUCUGGGCGAGAAAAGUGACAUUGCGGAAGAUGAUGAUGAUGAUGAUGGUUCCAAUAGGCAAGCAAAUGCUUCAGCCUCGUCCUUUGAGCGUAAGGUUUGGAGAUCCAGAUUUGUUGGGUGUGGAAGCAGGAGCUUCUCAGGGGACUUGUUCGAGAGAAUCUCCGCUGAGUUUGGGGACUGCACUCUAAGAAGAGUGGAGUCGCAGCGAGCAGGCAAGUCCAAGGUCUCGGCCUCUGCCGAAAUACGCAGUAGCUCUAGCAGCGGCCAUCAACAGAAGUGCAUGAAAGAAAGGGUGAAGUGCGGUGGCAUAUUUGCUGGAUUUAUGAGGAUUUGAAUGGGAAAUUAGCAGCUAGCAGCGGCCACCACCAACUUGGCUGCCAUUCCUUCCAAAACAAAAUUC
Juglans regia (Persian walnut) is the source of this 1147-nucleotide messenger RNA. RefSeq lists its product as uncharacterized. The coding region runs from base 26 to 1081 and encodes 351 amino acids. NCBI's taxonomy places the organism in Eukaryota, Viridiplantae, Streptophyta, Magnoliopsida, Fagales, Juglandaceae. The record is from RefSeq and is a predicted model, not a curated record. The transcript has a single exon.